Messenger RNA from Tauraco erythrolophus (red-crested turaco), 1350 nucleotides. NCBI's taxonomy places the organism in Eukaryota, Metazoa, Chordata, Aves, Musophagiformes, Musophagidae. The record is from RefSeq and is a predicted model, not a curated record.
GUUCUCAAUAGGAGAUGCGUAGAAGCGGCAGUGAUGACAGGCCUGGCACUCAACUGCAGCAUAAACAAGAAGUCCUUGUUUGACAGAAAACACUAUUUCUAUGCAGAUCUGCCUGCUGGCUAUCAAAUCACUCAGCAAAGAGUUCCUAUUGCGGUGAAUGGAAGUCUGUCAUACAGUCUCUGCGUAGACAACAAAAUGAGCCAGAUAGUGACCAAAACUGUGAGGAUUAAACAAAUUCAGUUGGAGCAAGACAGUGGAAAGAGUCUCCAUGAUGACACAGGGAGCCAGACUCUCGUUGACUUGAAUAGGGCUGGUAAGCUUGGAUUAUUUUCCUAUUUUUCUCUUCCUUUCUUGUGCUGUGGGGAAGAAGCAGCUGCAGCAGUCAGAGAGCUUCAGCUCAUUCUUCAAACACUUGGGAGCAGCCAGGCAGUCAUGGCAGAGGGUCAGCUGAGAGUGGAUGCCAACGUUUCUGUGCAUCACCCUGGAGAGCCUUAUGGCGUGAGGACUGAAGUGAAGAAUAUCAAUAGUGUACGGUUCCUGGCAAAAGCAGUAGACUAUGAAAUACAGAGGCAAAUUGAAGAACUCGAAAAUGGAGGAACCAUUCUGAAUGAAACAAGAGCCUUUGAUUCCAAGCUCGGGUGCACUGUGCCAAUGAGAGACAAAGAAGGAAAACAGGAUUAUCGGUUUAUGCCAGAGCCAAACCUUCCUCCAUUGAUUCUGUAUGAUGCAAAAUCUUUGCCAGCUAAUAUGAACCAUCAGCAAGUGGUAAAUAUUGAUUGGAUUCAUGAGAGACUUCCUGACCUCCCCAGUGUGAAGAGAGCAAAGCUUGUUGAACGGUAUGGGAUUCUUCCUGAACACAGCUUCACCUUAUUGAAUGAAGACGGAUUAACAGAAUUCUUUGAAGAUGUGGUGAAACAGACCCAGAUGAAGCCGAAGAAAGUGAUCGGCUGGAUUCUAAAUGACCUGCUCAGUUAUUUGAAACAACAUUCCCUUACAGUAAAGGAAAGCCCAGUUCGUUCUUUUGCCCUGGCUGACCUUCUGAACCUUCUAGAAAAAAAAGAAAUUUCUUCUGCAGCAGCAAAGCAGGUGCUUGCGGAAUUGUGGAAGGGAGAAGGGAAGACUCCUCUUGAAAUUGUUAAAGAAAAGAAACUUGAAGUGAUACAGGAUCAAAAAGAGCUUGAACAGAUCUGCCAGGCGGUGAUUGAUGGACGAGAAAAUGAGGUUAUGGCGAUAAAAGCAGGAAAUCUAAAAGUUCUGAAUAAGUUAAUUGGCCUGGUACAAAGAGAGACACGAGGGCGAUCCAACCCUGUUCUGGUGAAGCAACUGUUAGAGAAGAAGCUGUCAGAGUAG